This is a messenger RNA of Staurois parvus, 592 nucleotides long. The record is from the annotation of a GenBank genome assembly. NCBI's taxonomy places the organism in Eukaryota, Metazoa, Chordata, Amphibia, Anura, Ranidae.
AAUGUAGAGUGGUUUUACAUAUACACUAUAGUGCUAAAAGUAUUGGUCCCGCCCUCCAAAUCAUGUGAUUCAGGUGUUCCAAUCCCCUCCAUGGACACAGGUGUAUAAAAUCAUCACCUAGGCAUGCAGACUGCUUCUACAAACAUUGGUGAAAGAAUGGGUCGCUCUCAGGAGCUCAGUGACUCCAAGCGUGGUCCCGUGAUAGGUGGCCACCUGUGCAAUAAGUCCAUCCGUGACAUUUCCUGGCUACUAAAUAUUCCACGCUCAACUGUUAGUGGGAUUAUAACAAAGCGGAAGCAACUGGGAACAACAGCCACUCAGCCACCAAGUGGUAGGCCACGUCACAUGACAGAGCGGGGUCAGCGCAUGCUGAAGCACACAGUGCGCAGAAGUCACCAACUGUCUGCAGAGUCAAUAGAUAAAGACCUCCGAACUUGGUGUGGCCUUCAGAUUAACACAACAACAGUGUGUAGAGAGCUUCAUGGAAUGGGUUUCCAUGGCUGAGCAGCUGCAUCCAAGCCUUACAUCACCAAGUCCGAUGCAAAGCGGCGGAUGACGUGGUGUAAAGCAGCACGCCACCACUGGACUCUAG